This is a messenger RNA of Dentiscutata heterogama, 582 nucleotides long. Lineage: Eukaryota; Fungi; Glomeromycota; Glomeromycetes; Diversisporales; Gigasporaceae. The record is from the annotation of a GenBank genome assembly.
AUGUCUUACAAUUUUGCUUCGUUUGAAAUCGAAUCAUCAUUAUUAAAGGAGAACCUUACGAAACUUGCAAAUGAUGAACGAGUAGAAUUCAAAAAUAAAUCAAAUAGGAUGCUGUCCUUGUUCAAUGUAAACGAAUAUGAAGACGUAAAAUCGUUUUGGUUAAUUGUUGAAGCAUUGCAGACUAAAAAAAUAAUCUGGAAAGGCAAUAUUUCAUUUACUAUCGGCACCAAGACAACAUAUAGACCCACUGAAGUCACUCUUAUUCAUGGAAAACAAGAAUGGCGUCAUAAUUCUGAAAUGGUAAUUGUGGAAGAAUACGUUAAAGAUAUAACACAUUUACGAUUUAACAAUGAAGUAUUAAUUUUAAGGUUCAAAUUCGAAAAGGCAGGGGUAGUGGAAGUUUUAGAUGAACUUUUUUUUCAGGAUGAAGAGGGUAGUAGGGGAUACGGACGUAUUGAACCUAAUUACUCUCCUGGGGAAAUGUUCAUUUUUAAACCCCAUAACGGGUUACCAAAUUUUAUAACUUCUUUAAAUAUUUCAUUUGAAGAAAAUAGUUUGUAUGCUUUAAAAUUCUGUACAUAA